AUGCUCGACUUGACACCUGACCAAUGGCUUCAACUUCUCCAAGAAGCCUGGCAACACGUAGUGAACAGCUUCAAUAUGACGGAGGUUGUUCAGUCACUAAAGACAAACAUAUCUGCCGUUGUUGCAGACACCGAUGUUGUUAUUCUGAUCGGUGUAUUUCUAGUGCUGUAUAUUGCGUUUUCUGUCGCUCGUUACAUCCUCGGGACAGUAAUGAAGCUUGCAAGAUUUGCGUUAUUUCUGGGAUUAAUUGUUGGAAUAUACUGGAUAUAUCUCAGCAUCGAUCCGGCGAAGGGCAACGAAGAACUGAGAACAACGACGAAGAAAGUGGUACAACAAGUGAAAGGGGUAAUGCGUGAUGUUGUCGACGAAUUAUGA
Messenger RNA from Paraglomus occultum, 375 nucleotides. The record is from the annotation of a GenBank genome assembly. Lineage: Eukaryota; Fungi; Glomeromycota; Glomeromycetes; Paraglomerales; Paraglomeraceae.